Messenger RNA from Pseudovirgaria hyperparasitica, 2984 nucleotides. Its product is annotated as putative E3 ubiquitin-protein ligase hula. Gene Ontology annotation, molecular function: ubiquitin protein ligase activity; protein binding. Gene Ontology annotation, biological process: ubiquitin-dependent protein catabolic process. The transcript is spliced from 9 exons. The record is from RefSeq and is a predicted model, not a curated record. The coding region runs from base 309 to 2765 and encodes 818 amino acids. Lineage: Eukaryota; Fungi; Ascomycota; Dothideomycetes; Acrospermales; Acrospermaceae.
AGCAGACUUACCUUACUCUCACUGGCAGCACGUCCAAUUCCACUUCCGGCUUUGUUACUUGCAUUCCGUUCCCGCUCCUCGUAAGCCCUCGCAAACGCUCUCUGCCCGGGCCGUUUCUUGCCCCGGUCGUAGGCACUUCUCCGAGCGCCUGCACAGCCUCACGCCCCAAACUCCAACCUCUAAUACUACACGCGCGCUGCUUAGAAGGGUCUCAUAUCUCUCGGGCUCCCGUUCGGAGCUUCCUGCACAUCACAAGAGGUGGUAGAGUUACUGGAGUGCUCGUGUAGGAGACCGAGUCAGCCAUCAUCAUGGAUGUACCCUCUCAGGCAAACCUGAGGGUAACCAUCAUUGCUGCUGAUGGACUGUACAAGAGAGAUCUGUUGAGGUUCCCGGAUCCCUUUGCGGUCGCCACCAUCGGCGGGGAGCAAACUCGAACCACGACCGUCAUCAAGAAAACCUUGAAUCCCUACUGGAAUGAAAGCUUUGAUAUGAAAGUAAAUGAAGACAGUGUCCUCGCCGUUCAGAUAUUCGACCAGAAGAAGUUUAAAAAGAAGGACCAGGGGUUCUUGGGGGUAAUAAAUGUUCGGAUCGGAAGCGUGAUUGAUCUUGACGCUGGUGGUGAUGAAAUGCUUACACGGGACCUCAAGAAAUCAAAUGAUGCUAUGAUUGUACACGGAAAGUUGAUCCUUAACCUUUCCACAAACCUGUCACAACCCAUAAGCGGUGGUGUCAACGCUGGCCAAAACCGACCACCACCGUCUGCGCACUCGUCCAUGAGUGGAAUGCCGGGCCAACCCGGUCCUUCGAAUGCCGUGCUAUCUCCAAACGCUUCUCAGUCUCUGCGCUCUGAUAUGUAUCCAGGCGGUAGCAGACCUGGCGCAAGUACUUCUGGCCCACCACCGAACAUCAACCAACCCUCUGCAGCUCCUGCACAACCUCCUCCGAACAUGGCGAAUGGAGCUAACCAAGCGAUACGGAAUACCGGGUAUAGUGCAUUUGAAGAUGCGCAGGGUCGCCUUCCUCCUGGUUGGGAAAGAAGAGAAGACAAUCUCGGCCGUACAUACUAUGUGGACCACAACACUAGACAGACAACAUGGCUACGACCACAAGCUGGAGCAAACGAGACAGAUCAGCGUAACGCUAUGGCAGCCCAGACCCAAAUGGAGCGUACUCGUCACCAGAACCGCAUGCUUCCUGAGGACCGUACGGGAGCGAGCUCGCCUACCCUGCAAGACAGGCAGCCCGGCGGUGGCUCACCAUCGGGUCCUACUUCGAAUCAAGUCUCUAUGAUGGCAACUGGUGCAACGACAGCUGGAUCGGGAGAACUCCCAUCUGGCUGGGAACAGCGGCAUACUCCAGAAGGGCGGGCUUAUUUCGUAGACCAUAAUACCCGUACGACGACCUGGGUGGAUCCAAGACGCCAGCAAUACAUCCGUAUGUAUGGCAACAACGCGGCAGGUAAUACAAUUCAACAGCAGCCUGUGUCACAACUGGGGCCACUUCCAAGUGGAUGGGAAAUGAGGCUCACGCAUACUGCACGCGUGUACUUUGUCGAUCACAACACGAAGACCACCACUUGGGACGAUCCUCGUCUUCCUUCUUCGCUGGACCAGAACGUACCACAGUACAAGCGUGACUUCAGGAGGAAACUCAUCUACUUCCGUUCUCAACCAGCGCUUCGUAUUGUCUCCGGGCAAUGCCAUGUGAAGGUCAGACGUUCGCACAUUUUCGAAGAUUCGUAUCAUGAAAUCAUGCGGCAGAGCGCCGGUGAUCUGAAGAAACGACUCAUGAUCAAGUUUGACGGUGAGGAUGGUCUUGAUUAUGGUGGUUUAUCUCGCGAGUUUUUCUUCUUGCUCUCUCACGAAAUGUUUAACCCUUUCUAUUGCUUGUUCGAAUAUUCCGCUCACGACAAUUACACUCUUCAAAUCAACCCUCAUUCUGGUAUCAACCCAGAGCAUCUCAACUACUUUAAAUUUAUUGGCCGCGUAGUCGGCUUGGCCAUCUUCCACAGGAGGUUCUUGGACGCUUUCUUCAUUGGAGCGUUCUACAAGAUGAUUUUGAGGAAAAAGGUGAACCUUCACGAUAUGGAGGGUGUUGACGCUGAGUUUCACAAGAAUCUCAUGUGGACAUUGGACAACGAUAUUGAGGGUAUAGUAGAACUCACCUUCUCUACUGACGAUGAGCGUUUUGGCGAGACAACCACGAUAGACCUCAAACCUGGUGGCCGAGAUAUUGAAGUCACCAACGAGAACAAGAGAGAAUACAUCGAUCUUAUUACAGAAUGGCGUAUCCAGCAGCGAGUAGAAGAACAGUUCCAAGCCUUUGUGACUGGAUUUAACGAGCUCAUCCCGCCCGAUCUAGUCAACGUGUUCGACGAGCGUGAGCUCGAACUUCUCAUCGGCGGUAUCGCUGAUAUCGAUGUUGAAGACUGGAAGAAGCACACUGACUACCGCGGGUACACCGAAAACGAUGAAGUUAUUAAGAACUUCUGGCAAUGUAUUCGUUCGUGGGACUCUGAACAAAAGUCGCGCCUGUUACAAUUCGCCACUGGUACAAGUCGUAUCCCAGUCAACGGUUUCAAGGACUUACAAGGGAGUGACGGACCAAGGAGAUUUACGAUCGAAAAGGCUGGAGAAGCUAACCAGCUACCGAAGUCACAUACUUGUUUCAAUCGCCUGGAUCUACCGGCCUACAAGACAUUUGAAGCACUGAACCAAAAAUUGACAAUUGCGGUAGAGGAGACUGUUGGCUUUGGACAGGAGUGAACACCGGUAUUAGGAUUACGCUACGCAGCGGUUUGAAGUUCUAUUCUGUCAUUACCUUUAUAUUGUACGCCAUACAAAUCACGCACACAGACAUCACGCAGUACAUCCUUUUAGAAUGGGCGAUGGAUGGUGAAUUGGGGGGGGGCCGGUUUGGCAGUACGGAUCAUCAUCUCAAAUAACUAUUAGGUGUCGAUGGUCGACACGUUUGUCUGGAGUCAU